UCUAUAUCUACAACUAACUACAAGCUACGGGCAAAUUGAUGAAAUGAAAGCAACUAGUAGUUCAGAAAUUCAACGUCCUACUACCAAGCCCCAUUAUUUUGAGGCAACAACUAUGCAAAGUUCUCAAGAAACUGAAAGAUUAACGGACAAUAUUGAUUAUCAAGCGGAAAAUGCAAGCCUGGGAAAUCCUAGCCUUCUAAGUCCCUUCACGCAAGGCAGUACAAAUUUUGUUUCAGGCAAUGAAUGGUCCGGAAGUACAAUUGAAUUGAAUGCAGAUUUAAGACGAAAUGAAAGCGAAUCACUUUGCUCUUACCGUAAGCCUAAUCGCGUCAUGGAAAGGAACGGUCAUGAGAAUGUCAUUUUUACGAAAAUCCCCGAAAAGUCAUGGCGUUACAUUCGUGACUUUGUCACAACUUUGAUUGAAUUGGAUUGGAAGUAUACGUUAACGAUGUUUGUAGGGAGUUACCUUCUCAGCUGGAUCUUUUUCGCCAUACUCUGUUAUAUGGUCGCUUAUUCCCACGGCGAUUUACUAUUCGAUGAGAUAACUGGAGAACGGUUGGGUGAAGGCAAAUAUCCAUGCAUAGUUGGUGUAUACGAUUUUACUUCCAUGCUAAUCUAUUCGAUUGAAACUCAAACGACUAUCGGAUUUGGUGAAAAAUACCCCAGCGAAGAGUGCCCGGAGACUAUGUUUUUGUUUAUAAUGCAAAUUAUUUGUUCCAUUGCCAUUGAAGGUGGCAUGGUCAGUAUAAUUUAUGUUAAGACGGCCCGACCAGUUAGGCAGAAUACGAAAUUGAAGUUUAGCGACAAGGCGGUAAUCUGCUAUCGCGAUAGUAAAUUAUGUUUAUUGUUCCGUGUUUGUGAUCCACGUGAACAGCAGAGUAUUAAGUCGAAGAUAAGAGUUUACAUGAUUGUGGAUAGGCCCACUCGUGAAGGCGAAAUAAUUAAAACACAUGCGGAACUUAAACUAAUUAAUAAUGGUAAUCAAAUUAUCGCCUGGCCAGAAAUUGUUUGUCAUGUUAUUGACGAAUUAAGUCCUAUGCGUGAUUUUAAAUCCGCGAAAGACUUACAUGCGGCUCACUUCGAGUUAUAUGUUAGUAUAGUUGGAGUUUCUCCUGCCACAGCUCAAGUAACAGAAACACGGACUUCAUACGUGCCGCAGGAAGUACAUUGGGGACAACGCUUCGUUAAUAUUAUAACUUAUGAUGUCAACAAUCGGCGCUACGUUUACGAUUAUAGCAACUUUAAUACGACGAUAUCUGUGGAUAUGGCGAAAGAAAUGGAGUAGUAUAAAUGAAUAAAUUAAAAUGUAAAAGAAUUCAUUAGAAUAUUUA
Glossina fuscipes is the source of this 1331-nucleotide messenger RNA. RefSeq names its product ATP-sensitive inward rectifier potassium channel 15 (gene Irk3). Gene Ontology annotation, molecular function: inward rectifier potassium channel activity. The record is from RefSeq and is a predicted model, not a curated record. Gene Ontology annotation, biological process: regulation of monoatomic ion transmembrane transport; potassium ion import across plasma membrane. Gene Ontology annotation, cellular component: plasma membrane. Bases 44 to 1285 code for a protein of 413 amino acids. NCBI's taxonomy places the organism in Eukaryota, Metazoa, Arthropoda, Insecta, Diptera, Glossinidae. The transcript is spliced from 7 exons.